AGAGAGAGAGAGAGAGAGAGAGAGAGACCAAGGACAGACGGCACUGAGGGGAGGGAAAUACACUCUCAGUCACACCUCACACAGCCUCACACAGCCUCACACAGCCUCUGCUGUAAGAGACAGAUCUUGACUCUGAGGAGGGAGAUGCACGUCUACAUCAGAGCAGCAUCCAGGACGGGAUAAUAGCUCCUCGAGCUGCUGAGACAAAUACAUGCCAAGGACUACAAAUAGAGAGAAAGAGAGAGCAAGCCCAGAGGGAAGGGCAUUCCAGAAAGGGCAGAACAGGGUGGAAGGUUUAUUCUGUUGCUUAAAAAGGACCGAAACAGCAAUCCUAAAAAAGCUGCCCUUUGGAGUUUCUCCUCCUCUCUGCACACGGACAUCCACUCUGUCUCUUGCCGUCUGCAGAAAGCUCCCAGUGCUGCUGCUGCUGCUGCUGUGAGGUUAUAGUCUCCAUAAAAGACUGCUUCACCAUCCGAGACCAUGAGUGAGGCGAAGAAAGGUGAUCUAGCCAUCAGGGAUAAAGCCAUCCUGCACCAGCAGAGGCGUCUGAAGCAGGCCACCCAGUUCUCACACAAGGACUCUGCUGACCUCCUGCCCCUGGACGGGCUGAAGAGACUGGGCACAUCCAAAGACUUGCAACCUCACAGCAUCGUCCAGCGCCGCCUGAUGGAGGGAAACAUCACGCGGCUGCGAGGGGAGGCCUGGGACGCCAACGGCAGGUUUCGCUCCCCACUGGCCGACGCCAAGGAUGGAGUCGCUGACGCGGAGGAGAGGAGCGAGAGCACCGCCGACGACUCCGCGGAGGAGAGGGAGUCUCUGGAGGAAAGCGAGAGGAGCCUGCGAUCGGACGAAGAUGACGACAGCAGCGAGGCCGGAGCCAGACAGACGGCUAAGAAGGCCGAGGGCACGGAGAGCUCGACCCCUCUCGCCGCUCUGCUUGUUCAAUGCAAGUGCUGCGAGACUGAAGUCAAAGCGUCCAUCAACACCGGCAGCCAACAUAACCACAUCUCCAGCUCCUGCUGCCAGAGGCUGGGACUGGUGCCCAGUCAGGACAGUGCACCAUGUGGUGGCAGCUCAGUGAUGGAGCUGCAGCUGCAGCUGGGCAGACAGACGCUCCAGUGCUCAGCCUUCGUCAAAGAGGACGAGGCGUAUGAGCUGUGCCUGGGUCUGCAGACUCUGCUGGAACUUAAAUGCUGCGUGGACCUGAGCAGCCGGGUCCUGAAGCUGCAGGCCUGCGGAGAGGAGCUUCCCUUCCUGAACCCUUCCAGCUUGUGCCAACACGACACCAACGAGAACCUGUGAGCCCGACUCGACGGCGGCGACCACCUCUUUGAAUCUCGACUGGUUGCAGAAACGUGGCGCGAUGCCGUUUGUGUCUGGACGAGUCCGAUCAGUGUCUCACACACUGCCAGAACAUGGAUGAGCGUUCGCCACCGUCGUUCUUGAGUUUACAUCAUUGUGUUUGCAGAAUUAAGACAUUCACUUUGAUUAUCUCUUAUAUUAAAUUAGUCUAGUUUACAGAGCGGGUGAAAGCCAUUCAUGAGCCGAUCCGAUCUCUGAGAGUCUAAUCAUCCUUUAUGAUUAUAUUGUGUAUUCAAACUAAUUCCUCUGUAAAUUAAAAAGUGUUAAUUAUUAAGCAUUUAGAUGGUGUGAAAGGAAUCGUUUUAUAUUUUGGGACGCAUGCUAGUGAAGUUAUACGAAGAGAUACCACUUAUUUCUGUUUGGAAAAUAUCAUUCAACAGCUCGCUGACUGUUAGCUUAGCUUAGCACAAAGACUGGAAACAAGGGGAAACAGCUAGCAUGACUCUGACCAAAGGUAAUAAAAACGAGCAGCUUCACUAAUAAACAUGCUAUGAUUAGUCCGUACAAACACUGAACUGUAAGAACUUUAAGUUCAUGUAAAGGAAGUCUUGGUCUGUAGUUUAGAACUUGCACAGAGCCAGGCUAGCUGUUUCCCGUUGUUAUGCUAAGCUAACGGGCGGCUUGCUGUUGCUUCACAUUUACCGUACAGACAUUAGAGAGGCAUCGAUCUCAGCGUCGUCUCGACAAGAACGUGAAUAAGCGUAUUUCCCAAAUUGUCAAACUAUUCCUUUAAGAACUUGAUCCCUCUAAAACGUGUUGGGACUCAGGAUCCCCUUUCCAGUGAGAAAAAGGACAUUUUGAGAAGCCUUGAAGCUUUUUUGAAGUCUUGUGUAAUUAGGUUUGGAUCAGGCUUUAAGAAACAAAGACAGAUCUGAGGAAAACAUACUUAGGUUCGGCGUUGUAAAGCCCCUCUGCUCGCUUAUCCCAUCGAAACACUGAUGUGGGGAAGUCUGUCACAACAGCGCAGACUGAAUUACAAGUAGUUCCCUAUAAAUCCCUUCAAUAAAAAUAGACUUCAGGCCAGACAGAAAAACACAUUUGACUCAGCUACAGAAAUAUAAAACAUUCCAUCUGCAUGACUUUGUAAAGUUCUGCCUUUGUACAAGUCUGCAUGUUUGUGCACUCGUCUGAUUGUGUCUGCAGGCGCCGUGUGUGUGUUGGUGAGUGUGUGUGUGUGUGUGUGUGUGUGUGUGUUAGGGAGUCAAAGCAGGGUUUUUCAUGCCUUGUGUUUCACAUGGGAAAAGGGGACUACGUCCUAAUCUGCUCCCAAACCGGUCCGCAAAAGCUCCGGUCAGAACAAGCUGCCAAACGCCGACCCCAGCUGCCUUCCCCCUCUCUGCCUCUUUCAGGAGAUUCUCAUCUGCGCCCUGUGCCAAAGCCCUUCUUCAAGCUCAUCUUCCUCUUUAUCCAGAAGGCCGCUCUUCUUUGUGUAUUUACCAUCUUACUUUGGCUGAUGAUAUUCACUUUGACGCCUCAUGUUUGUCACAAGACAACAAAAAGAAGACCUCCCCACUGCAGUGCCACCUGCCUCUCUCGUCUCAGUGUGUCAUCGUGUGGGGGGAUCAAGAACUGCCUCAGAUCAUGCUGUGCUUUAACAACACCUGAGCCGUGCCGUGCUUUUUGACUGUGCUACAGCAUCCAUCUGACCUCUCCGCGGAGGUCAUCCACAAGUAGAUUUGUUUCUCUUUGAUGUGCUAGUGAUCUUCCUACGCCGUGUGAGAGGACUCGAUGUACGACAGAAAUUUAUUUUUGGUGUUUCUCUUCUUCUGAACAGUAUUUUCUCUGCCUAAUAAAAUAUGUAUUCUGGCUA
Cottoperca gobio is the source of this 3172-nucleotide messenger RNA. RefSeq names its product nuclear receptor interacting protein 2 (gene nrip2). Bases 481 to 1302 code for a protein of 273 amino acids. Gene Ontology annotation, molecular function: aspartic-type endopeptidase activity. The record is from RefSeq and is a predicted model, not a curated record. Lineage: Eukaryota; Metazoa; Chordata; Actinopteri; Perciformes; Bovichtidae. Gene Ontology annotation, biological process: proteolysis. The transcript is spliced from 7 exons.